This is a messenger RNA of Hypanus sabinus (Atlantic stingray), 7208 nucleotides long. RefSeq names its product cip1-interacting zinc finger protein-like. NCBI's taxonomy places the organism in Eukaryota, Metazoa, Chordata, Chondrichthyes, Myliobatiformes, Dasyatidae. The record is from RefSeq and is a predicted model, not a curated record. Bases 125 to 2518 code for a protein of 797 amino acids. Gene Ontology annotation, molecular function: zinc ion binding; nucleic acid binding. Gene Ontology annotation, cellular component: nucleus. The transcript is spliced from 15 exons.
AAAGUUUUUGGUCGCGAGGGUCUUCUGACGCAAAACCAAACGUUUGUAGGUAACGAGGGUCGACUUUCUCCGCAGAACUGAAAAAAAAACAUUGUGAUUAAUACUAAAGGAACCGGUCCACAUUAUGUUCCCUCAGCAACAGCAGCAUUUCCAGCAGCAGCUGCUUCAGCUCCAGCAGCUUAUUCAUCAGCAGCGGCAGCAGCACCAUCGCCAUCACCAUCCACACCCACCGCCACCACAGCCAGGCCCUAACCGGGUUAUGCAGCCACAGCCACAAAAGUACCAUCACCACCAUCUUCACCAACACCAGCAGCAUCAUCAACAGCAGCAGCAGCAGGAGCAACUGCCUCAGUUAAACCUACAUCCAUCCAGUCAAGCUUCACUCCUUAAUCCCAAUCCUAUGCUACAGCGAGCCCUGAUAAUGCAGCAAAUGCAAGGUGGUCUUCCUGGAUACAACGUGUCUACACCAGGUCUACAGCCUUUCUUUCCACCAGGAUCUAGAGCAUCAAUUCUUGGCACCCCUCCCCUUGGCAUUCAGCUGCCAGCACCUCGCAUCAGAUUUGGGAACCAACUCUUCCAACAGCAUAAUCGUGGAUUCAAAGACAUGAAGAGAAUGCAUGACAUGAGAAGAGAUCGCUAUUCUCCACGGGAGCCAUUCCGACCAAAAGUGGAUUUGAAAUGGGAUGCAAAUAAAGCUAACAUGGAGUCUGGAUCAAAACAGUCAACAGGGAAGGCAGCUGAUUUUAUAUCUCUGGAAACCGAGGACUCCAUUAAAGCUGAUGAACCGGAAGUAAAAAGGAGAAAGCUUGAAAGUAAGAAUAAUGAUGAUGUAAUUGAACAGUCUAAUUCUGAGGAGCCAAAUACAUCAAAGAGUGCACUGAAGGAAGAUGAUUUUUCAAAAGAAACUGAUGAAUGUGAAGAGAGUGGAACUGAAAAGAUUUUGGAGCACAAUACAUCAAAUACAGAGAUGUUAGGUACCAUGAGUACACUGAAAGUAACAAUCCAGCAGAGCAGUGAGAGUCGGGCAAUCAGUACAUCCGCACCUGAUUCAGGAUCCAAGGGCAAUGAGGAUUCGAUUGAGGAGCUGGAUUCCAUACCUUCAAAGUUCAUCUGUUACAUCUGCAAUGUCAACUGCUAUAAUCAAAAGAACUUUCAGAAACACAUGACAGGAACACGCCAUCAUCAGAGACUCUUAGAGAUUCAGCAGAUGAGUAAUGCUUGUCUGGCCACAAUAAUUCCACAGCAAGGUUCAACGGGAAGAGGUAGAGAGAGUGACAAAAAAAGGCCCAGAUGGUGCAGCACUUGUCAGGCCCACUUCAGAGGGAAUGUCAUUGAACAUCGGAGGACACAGAGACACAAGCUUGCUAAGUACUCUCUGCGGCCUUUCUGCACUGUUUGCAGCCGACAUUUCAAAACCCCCCGCAAGUUUGUGGAGCACAUGAAGUCGCCAGAGCACAAGCAGAAAGUGGAAGAGGUUAAACUGCAGCGUAGCUCCCUGGAUAAAGAUCAAGCUGGACAAGAUGAUCCAGAGGAUAUGAUCACUGUUGAUGCAGUUGGUUGCUUUGACGAAGACGAUGAAGAAGGAAUGACUGAAGAUGACAGUGGCUCUGAAUGUUUAAGUGAUGGGGAUUCUCAGCAGGAUUUCAUGUCAGAAUUUCAGACGGAGCCAUAUGAUGCAGAGACUGUAUAUGGCCAGGAAUUUGUGGUCCCUGUGACCGGUUUCCUCUGCAAGCUGUGUCACAAAUUCUACCAUUCUGAGUCCACUGCCAGAUUUACCCACUGCAAGUCACUGAUGCAUUUUCAGAACCUUCAGAGUUACAAAGUACAAGGAGCCCAAGAUUAUUUGUCAGUGUCAUAUCAAGAACCAGCAGCCUCUGUGGUGAACAACCUUCAUUCAACAGAUGAUCAAAAACCAGCAAGUGAGAAGCAACCAGAGAAUGACUUAAAACCUGCCAAUGUCACUGACAAUCAUCCUGAAAUGGAGGAAGCAAGUUGUGAAGCUGAAACUCCUGCACCUUUAGGUGAUGGCAUUGUUACCCAUGUAGAUGGUGGUAACAACAAAGACAGUGUUUCCCCUUCGCAGAACCUCCAGCAGGAGAGCCCAGAUGACAUUGAUCAAGGUGGUUCAAGCAUUGAUGAGUUACCUGUUUCAAAGCUUGAUUGUGAAUUAACUGUCAGCCCAUGUACAAAGAAUGAGGUGCCAAGCACCAGAGUGGAGGGGGAGCAAGGAAUUAGUUCUGACAUGUGUGAGUCAAGUUCCAUUGUGGGUAGUGAGGCGCUGGAUGAAGAGCAGGAUGGGAGUGAGGAGUGUGACCUGAGCUUGUCCAAAGCGGAGGAGCCCAGUGAGACUGAGGGUGAAGAAGAACACCUGACGGAGAAGGAAUGUGAAGAGACAAGUGUCAAAAGUGAAGAGAAUGAGAUGGGUGAGGAGGGUGGGCAACUGGAAGGCAAUGUCUCCAAAACAAGAUCAGGGAGAGUAGUGCGUGGCCGUCGUUUCUCUUCGAGGCGGAAGAAGUAAAUUUAUGAUGCAUUUUCUGUUUUUAAGGGUUGAUUAUACCACAUUGAGCUAAAUUUAAAGGCCUGCAGUUGAUAUACCUCUGGCACCGUAUUAGAUACAUGACAUGGUUGUCCAUCAGUGGUUAUACAUUUCCUUUUCUCAGUGAGGGAAGACUCUUAUACAAGUAUAGUGUUGAUGGAAACUGUAAAUCUCAAUACAGUACCCAUUCUGAAGUAUUUUUCCAUCCUCUUAUGGAAUACAAAGUAGGGAUAACUGCAGUACUCCAAAGAUCUUAUUGUAUCUUAAAAAAAUUGUCUUCAAUUAUUUUUAUUUCCAAGAUGUUACUACAUAUGUUAUAUACUGUGGCUGAAUUAUACCAUCUGACUUAAUACUCCCGUUCACAGCUGAUGACUCAAAUUUGUGUAAACAGAAUGAUCAGUAGCUUGAGGCCCAAGCUUCCUUUCAUAUUGGCAAGCCAAUGUGGGCAGAAUUAAAUACUGGGAAGACUGGAAUUUCUUCAAAUAGGAUCUCUUUGCUUUGUGAUCACUUUAUGCAACUCUUGUCACUAAAUGCAAAGUCAAGCGUCAACCAUUUUCUCAGUACCUUGAUAACCCUGUGUUUAAACAGCAGGUGCAAAGUGGACAGUGCUGAUCAUCUUUCUGAGUAAUGUAAGUUAAUUGCCCAUUGUGAGUUGCUUACUUGUGUUCACUGGUCAAGAAAGUGAAAUGCAGCAUACACAGACUUGCCUAUCCAAGGCAGUUAUGCAGUUUCUAACUAUCUGUCCUCUGAAGCUUUACAGGAAUUGGGAUUCUUGGCUAUUGUCCCUGAAAAGCCUCAUUCAUAAAGUACACUUUGCUUGUAUAUGGAACUGGGUUAAAGUUAGACUUCCUGACAAGGAAAAUAAAUGUUUCCAAAGCAUCUUUUCUUGAUGAUGAACAAUGACAUUAAAUCACACUUAGUUCUUAGAAUGCUAUACACUGCUCUUGAUAUUGAUGCUAGCAUUCAAUUUUUCAGUAACAUAAAGGAGGUUAUUUAGCCUAUCAUGCUAAUCAGUGAGAUUGUGGGUUUCUGUAAACUGACAUCAAAUAUUUUUCUAUGCCCCAUAUCUAUUAGCUCCUUCAGUGAACAAAGAAAUGUCUUAUAUUUUUGCUAUCAAAAUUAGCAAUUGAUCCAGUUGUAGAGAACUUCAAAUUUCUAUCCCUCUUGAAUGUGGAAGAUUUUCAUUGUCAUUUGCUUUUCAUUUUAAAAUUGCCCCGUUCCCUUUACUCUCACUUGGUAAAUAUCUUUGAUCUUCUCUAAGCCAUUAAUCAAAACCCCACUUUGCUAUCCCUGAAAAUUCAUUCUUAUUUUGUAAAAACAAAAGCUAGCUUUCCAUUAACUAUUGAUUAUUUUCCAUGUCCGUCCAUUACAUUUUAAUGACUUACAUAACAGAACCUUGAGGCUGUUUCUGGUUUUUCACUGUCUUUGUGGUAUUUCCACAGCAUCUCCACUUGGAAAUGAUCUCCAGCUUCAUAACCACAAACAAUCCAUCAAUUCCUCCAACACUAACCACCUCUGAUCUACUUCAUCCUACUUUGCAGUGCUUUGAGGCAACUGGGAGGUAGUUAAAUUGCCUCCCACUUGGCUGUCCAGUAUAUAGAUUGCACAUUUCCAGUACUAUUUUGGGGGUGGGGGAUAAAAGUGAAUCUGUUCUGAAAGAUUCAUAUCCUUCCCAACUCUAAUAAUAUUAUAAUUAAUAGGUAGUUGCAGUCAGAAAGAUUUGUUUUUAAACAUAGUUUAUUCAAUGCCCCUACCAUUUGUCUUCAGUUCUGUUUACAGCCAUGUCCUGGAAGUUGAUCUGAUUUGUAGAUGCCUAUCCAUAAAAGUUGGCACCCUGUAUAGACAGUCCAUAGACAAACAGGUGGAGGGCUGAAUAUUGCCCUGGCUGGAAUGUGGAUUGGGAGACCUGCAUGCAUAUAGGUUAGCUUUGUUUUUUAUGGUUUUCUACACAUUUCUAGUAUUCUAUUUCAAAGUGAAAAUUCCUACUCUUGGGAAUAAGUUCCAGGUAUAACUUUCUUUGCCUUUUUGUUUUGAAUUGAUACCUUGAUUGUAAUUUGUCCCACACCCUAUCCUUGCUAUAUGCGGGGAAUAUGUUCCUUGCAGUCAGCGCAUAGUGUGAAAUGCAUAAAGUGAACAAUUAUUUAAAUGGAGGAAAUAGGGAUGUGUUCUGGAGGGCUUCCUGAACAUGUUUUAUCUGUAAUUUAUUUGCAUUUUCAUACCAAUACGACACAAAAGCAGUACCACAAGGCAACAUUUGUAUUAUAUUUCAUCAAUUUAAAGUAAUAUUCAACAUAAUAAAUCUUGGAAAGUUAACAUACUAGGGGUACAGUACUCACCAACAGAGGCAGGUGUGUUCAUUCCGGGAGAUGAGUGGUUGUUGUGGUGUCGGGAUCAUAUCAAACACAGCAAAGUGAAGGAAGACUCACAGAACUCUUAGAACUCCCAGCAGCAGGAGAUGACACUAGUUUGAAUAAAGUGGUGAGGGUUGUUUGCUUGGCAGCAUUUUGUUCUUCAGCAUAAAUUUGCUUGUAGGGAAGAAGGGUUGAUGGCAGAGAACGUCUGAAAUGUUGACUCCGUUCUAAACUUGGGUCCAUGUGCAUCGCCAUUUGUGCCAAGUGUUCCAACUUCCACCAUUCCCUCACCGUUGGUAAACUCCCGGGAUUUUCAAAAUCAUCUGUUGCUUGCAGCAUCUGAGAGAUAGUUCGCUGUAAAAAAAAACGCCUCGAAUAUGGAUCACACCUUGGUUGAGUGGUUGAAUCAGUGAUGUUGUGUUAGGUGGCAGGAAACACACUGUUAAGUUAAGAUGAAUGCUGUCCAAAUAUCUAGGAUGGGCUGCCGCAUUGUCAAGCAACAAAGGAACUUUAAAGGCAAGAUUCUGUUCCCAGCAGUAGCGUCCCAGAGCUGUGUUACCUUCAGCUGUGUAUAAUUUCCAACUUUUUUCAAGUGUUAAAGUGGUUCUCUUCCGCUCGGUUGAUAGCCCAGGACGUGCCAUUGGACGCUUAGGAGGCAUAGUUAAAUAUUUCAAGCAAAAAAUCACUGUACCAUAGGUAAAACUAACAAAAAGUUUGAGUGCAAGAUCGCACAUCCACACCUUGCCAAAACCAAAACGAGACUGGCGGGAGUGAGACUGUGAGGUGUGCGCACAUGACUUGUAUUGGCGGGAAAGCAGUGCUCCUCGCAUAACUGAGUUUUGGACGCAUCAUAAGGAGACAUUGGUAGAAAUAGGUUCCUCACAUAACUGUGGACCCGCAUAGUCUGAACGCUUAUAAUGAGGAUAGGGUGUAUUUUAAAGGGUAAUGGUAAUGUUUCAACAGGCCAAAAAAAAAAUAGAAAGCAAGUCUGUCGGUUGUUGUUGAGAGACAAUAUUAAGGUUUCAGGCAUUGGCCCUUCAACUGCAAAUAAUUAGUUUGAAAUAUCAGCCUUUUAUUCUCAAUACAAAUACCGUACAUUUGCAGGAAAGUUAUCCUUGUAAUCUACAUUGCCCUUAAAAUGAACUGCUUUCACAUCAGGUUCAUCCCUAGAUAUAGGGGUUAAGUACUUGAAGGAAUUAGGAUCUUGCAGCUUCCUCCAUUUGUUGCUGUAUAACCAUCAACAAUUGUGCAACUACGUUUUCCAUAUUCUGCUGACAAAGGAUUUAUUCUAAUUUAAAGCUGUUUUGGAUAUUUCUAUUAAGUCUUUGACAGCUUUAUUGAGGUAAUGGGUAAGAUCAUUUCCUGAAUUAAAGAAUGGCUUACAGCCUUUUAGAUAAUGUAACUGAUGGGUGGUAUGGCUGUUGCCCUUUUGAUUUAGUUCAGUUCACCUCACUGUCACACCCAAAGAUCAUCUUGCGUCAGUCAUUGGAAUAUGAGUCUUGUGAUGGUUGUCUCUUUUUUUUUCCCUUCUCAUGUUGCUUCCUGCCAAAGACGGCUUGGCUGACUGACAUCAGCUCUUCAUUUAGAUGAUGCUGUGUAUUACUUAACUUCUUUCAAGUGAUGGCAGAUUUAUUUGUGGAAAAUUGUUCAUUGUGCUUAUGGUGAUUACAGGUGCUCCUAACAAUCCAGUUUUUGCCGCCACGAUAGUAUAGUGGGUAGCAUGAUGCUACUACGCCUUGGGGCAUUAGAGUUCGGAGUUUAAUCAUGGUGCCUUUUGUAAGGGGUCUCUGUCCCAUCUCUGUGCACUGCAUGGGUUUUCUCCGGGUGCUCCACAGUCCAAAGAUGUCCUAGUCAUUGUAAAUCAGGAGUUGCUGAAUGGUGCAGCUUGAAGAGCCGAGAAGGCCUAUUCCGCGCUGUAUCUUUAAAUAAAAAUAAAUAAAACUUCCAGUUGGAAAUUUGAAUUUAGUCAUUGGGCCAUUUAACAGAAAACAAAAUGGGUUUUGUUUUAAAUUCAGCUGAGACUUGCAUAUGCUCAAUCUGUUGUACAAGCUAUCACCAGCAAACAAAAUUUUGCUUGCUAUUCAGUACCACCUGGUGAGAAGAGAUGCUUAUAAGUGCAGCUUCAUUUGUUGUCAUUUACACUCCCAAUGACAAAAAAUGGCAAGUUGCAAAGGACUGGUGAUAUACUGAGCAAUAUUGUUGGGGAGGAAGAGAGAGUGAAUACAGCAAACCAUUGGUGUUUUUUAAAAAAUCCAAUCCAUUAAACUUGCCUAACCUUUCAAAAAUCAUCCCUCCGCCCCCCUCCCCCCCAAUCAGACGAA